Molecule: messenger RNA, 1476 nt
Organism: Polistes dominula (European paper wasp)
Lineage: Eukaryota; Metazoa; Arthropoda; Insecta; Hymenoptera; Vespidae
Product: sperm flagella and cilia-associated protein 1
Biological process (GO): regulation of cytoskeleton organization
Cellular component (GO): axoneme
Molecular function (GO): microtubule binding
Source: RefSeq, a predicted model, not a curated record
GUUUUGUUAAAAAUUACAAGGAUGCUAUUAGUGUUAAUCACUUUUCAUUUUAAUUACUUGAACGUUUAUAAUAAUUUAUGAAAAUCAAUUUAAUCAUUUAAAAUGAAUUUAAAUUCACUUUAAUCACUACCAGUGUAAAUUACAAUUAGUAAUCAUUUGAUAUCCAACAAACAUGGUGUAAUAUAAAUUUGUAUAAUAUUAGAUAUACCACCAUUUUUUCAGUAUACCUAUUUCUACUACACUAGUCAAAAUGACUGUUGUAUACAAAAAAUGCUUUUCGAGCUUUGCUUCCAGUCUUUAAUUACUCUUAAAAAACAAUCAAAAAUGUUUAACAAUAAUAAUUUUAAUAGGUAAAUGAAUUUAUAGAUAUUUUUCAAUUAUUUACAGAAAUCAAAUGUUACAUGAAGUAAAAAUUUGAAUUUAAAAUGGCCUAACCAGUCAAAAUGGUCUGGUAUGGUAUAUCUAAUGUUAAUAAUUAAAAACAACAGAAAUUAGAAAAAAAAACAAAUGUUUGUAUUUUAUAGCAUACUUUAGAUAUAUAUAUAUAUAUUAUAAUGAUCGAUUUACAAGAUAUGGUUAUUUGUAAAUAGUCGACAUAUAAUGAUGAUAUUAGUUACGUUAAAUUUUCAUUGUGAAUAUAAAAGACAUGAUUAUUGUCUCUUGGCAUGUUAUAAUUAAAUUCAAAUCGUAAUAAUUUUGUGAAGGAAAAUAAAUAAUUGAAUUAUAUACAAUAAAAAUAAUAUACGAAGAAGAACAACAUGGAGUCGAUUAAUGAAAAUAAACUUGAUGAGAUUUACGCGUGGUUAGAUCAAAUAACAUUUUCAAGACCAAAGAAAAAUAUAUCAAGAGAUUUUUCUGAUGGAGUAUUUAUGGCUGAAUUAUUGAAACGAUAUUAUCCAAAAUACGUUGACAUACACAAUUAUGUACCUGGUAAUAGUAUAGCAAAGAAAAUUGAUAAUUGGAAUAUAUUAAAUAGAAAAAUUCUGUCUAAAAUUGAUAUGAAACUUGGAAAGGAUGUAAUCAAUCAAUUAGCUAAUUCACAAUCAGGUAUUAUUGAAAAAGUUUUGAUAGAUUUGCGUGGGAAAAUUUUAAAAGAUUGUAACAACGAUCAAGAUUCUUUAUAUCUUGAUUAUGAAGAAAAUGGAAGAGUUGUUGACGUUAAACCUAUUUUAAAUCCUGAAGAAGUUGCUAAUAGAACAGUACCACGACAUAUCUUCAUACGACUCAAGCAAGAAUUGCAAGAAAGGAAUGAAACUAUUAACACACUUCAUCAAAAAAUUUCACAUUUGGAAAGUUUGAUCAAAUUGAAAGAUCAAAGAAUAGUGGAUCUUACUACACAAGUUAAAAGACCAAUGACAGAUGUAUCAACUUCUCGUAUUAAUGUUCUUCCAAAUUAUGAAAUUACUAAAGUACGAAUGAAUUCUUAAAACGUUUUUUUUUUUUUUUAGAAAAAAUCAAAAGAAAUUAUAGUUAAUA